AUGGGGGGAUUGUGGGAACGCAUGGUACGUUCCAUCAAGAACGCCAUGAAAAGCAUUCCCCAAGAUGACAAACUCGACGACGAAGGAUUACAAACUGUAUUGGUAGAGGCUGAAGAAAUUGUCAACUCGCGCCCGCUCACGUACCUACCACUGGACUCAGCAGAGCGAGAAGCACUCACUCCAAACCACUUCAUCUUGGGAAGCUCAUCUGGAGUAGUGCAGCCAAUAACAAAGUUAGAAGACUCUGCUAAUGAGCUUAAUGCAUCCUGGAACCUGGUCCAGAAACGUAUCGACCAUUUCUGGAGGCGAUGGGUUGAAGAGACGAAGCCUGUCCAACCCGGAGACUUGGUCAUUGUGAUCGACGACAGUAGACGAAAUGGGUGGAUACGUGGACGAAUUGUAGAAGUGACUCCGGGCAGCGAUGGACGAAUCCGGCAGGCGUUGGUUCAAACAUCUAGUGGACUGUUUCGGAGACCUGUCUCAAAGCUGGCAGUGCUGGAUGUAGAUAGACUUGGUGAGAUUGAUGGUUCAAUUCAUUCUCACGGGGAGGGGAAUGUUCGCACGAUCACAGCACCGGCAACCCGGCCCACAGCGCCUUCACUCUUUUUCAAAAAUUUGAUUGGCAUCCCUGGGCGCAAGUCGAGUGAAGAGCUGCAGGAGCGUCACAUCCAAGGGACGGUCAAGCACGGUGAAGGCAACGGCAUGGUGUGA
Molecule: messenger RNA, 711 nt
Organism: Toxorhynchites rutilus septentrionalis
Lineage: Eukaryota; Metazoa; Arthropoda; Insecta; Diptera; Culicidae
Exons: 3
Coding region: 1-711 (236 amino acids)
Molecular function (GO): nucleic acid binding
Source: RefSeq, a predicted model, not a curated record